Messenger RNA from Apaloderma vittatum (bar-tailed trogon), 942 nucleotides. Its product is annotated as PHD and RING finger domain-containing protein 1-like. Lineage: Eukaryota; Metazoa; Chordata; Aves; Trogoniformes; Trogonidae. The record is from RefSeq and is a predicted model, not a curated record.
AUGGAUGAUGACAGCCAGGACGAGCUGAUCAACAAGAACGCGGCGCUGGGCAGGGGCAGGAGGCAGAGCCUUGCGUUCCUCAGCGAAACAGAAAGCGAUGAUGGCAAUAGCUGUGAGUCAGAAGAUGAUACUGGAAGCGAGGAGGAGGAAGAUGACACUGUGGAAGAGGGAGGUGAGGAGGACAAGGAGGAAAGUGAAGAUGAAGAAUUAGAAGAUGGCGAAGACGACGACGAAGAAGAGGAGGAAGAAACCGAGUCCAGCGCGGUGGGGGCGGCCGAUUCGCUGCAAUUAGAGCCCCGCGCCAAACGAGCGAGCGUCUCCUCCGACGAGGACGGUGAAAACUGCCCCAUUUGCCUCCAUACGUUUCGGGAUCAGGUCGUUGGCACGCCCGAGAACUGCUCCCACUACUUCUGCUUGGACUGCAUCGUGGAGUGGUCCAAGAACUCUAACUCCUGUCCGGUGGAUCGAAUCCUCUUUAAGUACAUUAACAUUCGGGCGCAUUUUGGUGGUAAAAUCUUAGAGAAGAUUCCUGUCAAGGACACGAAAACUCAGGGUAACGACGGAGAGGACGAUCCGACCUUCUGCGAGGUGUGCGGCAGGAGCGACCGCGAGGAUCGCCUGCUGCUGUGCGACAGCUGCGACGCAGGGUAUCACCUGGAAUGCCUUAAUCCACCUCUGAACGAAGUCCCUGUGGAUGAGUGGUUCUGCCCCGCCUGUGCCCCCCUGGAUACGGAUCAUGUCAGUGAAGAGGAGCUUGCUGCUCUCAUGGCUGACGUCGUUCCGACCACCAGCAGGCUGCGUCCUCACGUCCGCACCCGCGCCAUCGCCAGGACUCGGCAGAGCGAGCGAGUUCGGGCCACGGUGAACAGAAACCGAAUGACAGCGCAACAAAUUCGUAUUGAGGGGUAUUUGCUGAAAAGCCUCACGGAAGAGUUGAAAUAA